AUGGGGUCGGGGCGCCGCGUCCCCGAUCUAGAUCCAGGGGAGGAGAGGGAGUGCGAGGGGGCCGGGGUCGUUGGGGACGAGGACGGCGCGGCGCUGGCGACGUCGAGCAGCGAGGCGAGCGGCUUCAGCGACGCUGAAGUUUCCGAACUCCAGCGGAAACUGAAGCUGGCUGAUGAUGAGAUCGAUCGUAUUAACAAGCGGUUCGAUGAGGCCCAAGGCAGCGCGGCCGAGGUCGAAACCCUCAAGAGUGCCCUUGCUAAAGCCAAGAAGGAGGCGGAGGCAAGCAAAGCGGCCGCUGACAAAGCAGCUGUGGAUUUAGAGGCCGAGCAGGUUACCCAUCGCAAUUAUGAGGAACGGGUGAUCGAGGUGGAACAGGCGCUUCAAGACGUCGCCAACAAGUGUGAGGCUCAAGAGGAGCGUAAUAAAGCCCAAGCGGCCGAACUCAACAAGGCUCUUCAAGAGGCAAAGGAUGUGCGGGGCGAGUCCCGAGCAGCUCGCGAGGAGAUUAAGCAGGCCGGACAGAUAGCGGCUGCCUCCUUCCUCUCGCGCCGCCGGACAUUUCCCCCGCCACCGACGGACAUGUUCGCCGCCACCGUUCGGCCACUCCAGGGCUGCCACGUGUCCCUGCCGCCGCCGUCCUCCACCGCGCGCGCCGCCGGCCCGCGCCCGGCCCCCGAAGCCCAAGCCGCCACCCGGCUCCGCCCGCGCGCCCCGCCGCCCUUCCGCCGCCUCGCUCCUGCACCUGGCUCCCGCGCCGCCGCCUCCUUCCUCCCACUCCCCGCCGUCUGCUCCCCGCCGCCUCGGGCGCCGCCGUCCGCCGCCAUGGCGACCUCGGGGCCCGCCGCGCGCCUCGGCUCCUCCGACCUCGCCGCCGGCCACCGCGCCCCGCGCCGUCCCCGUCGAUCCACGCCUUCCCCGCCGCGCCAUCGCCGGAGUCCCUCGCCGGAGAACCGCACCUCGCCGGAGUUCCCAUCGGAGCCGGAUCCGGGGAGUGGACGAGAUCCACCACUCCCCGACCCAAACGCCCUCGUCCCCGUCCUGUACCGCGCCGUCCCGCUUCCCGUCGUCCCGUUUUUCGCGAGGUAG
This is a messenger RNA of Aegilops tauschii subsp. strangulata, 1086 nucleotides long. Lineage: Eukaryota; Viridiplantae; Streptophyta; Magnoliopsida; Poales; Poaceae. The record is from RefSeq and is a predicted model, not a curated record.